Molecule: messenger RNA, 765 nt
Organism: Penicillium macrosclerotiorum
Lineage: Eukaryota; Fungi; Ascomycota; Eurotiomycetes; Eurotiales; Aspergillaceae
Exons: 1
Coding region: 1-765 (254 amino acids)
Source: RefSeq, a predicted model, not a curated record
AUGCUUGAUGAUCGAGACGUACAGCUAGAUGCUGAAGAAAAUGCAUAUGGCCAACAAGCAAUCUGGCGCCACGUGUAUGACUUGAUGAAAUGCGAUUAUUCUGCAUGCCACCUCGGCCCUUACUGCUGGCUGGACCCGGUAGCGACGAAGCAUUAUCGACUUCGCACACAAACCCUCAAGCGAUUAGUGACCUACGCCGAGAAAGGUGGUGUUCUCGAGACACAUAAAGAUGUUCCUAAUGAAAUCAGGGGUGACCUUUAUACGGAAGAGCAGCAGCGACAGGAGAAAGACAAAGGCAAAAACGGAAAUAUUCUCGGCGGCACACCGUAUCCGCCUAUCAACAUCAAUGUUCUGCCUUCUUACUCUGCUGAGUUGGAUGUGACGGCUUCCAGUGCCAUUGCUGACCCAAGCGUUUCGAAAGAGAGAUGCCUAUUGAGAAUCCCCGGUUUCAGGGAUGUAGCUGCCAAAGAGUACAGUGAGUGGCUCGCUUCAACUGUAUCAGAUGAUACUCUCAAAGCUGCAUUCCGGCAAGCGUGCAAUGUGACGCUAUCAGAUGGCUUCGAUCUUGAGCAUAUAUAUAAAGAUCAAAAUCCAAGAUUCUUCGUCGGCAAGGGGGUCAAGCCGGGAACCGCUCGCACAUUUGUAGGGAAUAUUCGUGACUGGGUUGAAACUGCGAAGAAAUUAAUACCCACUCUUGAGGAUGUAUAUAUAAAUUGCGUUGGCGUUGGGAGAUGCGUUUGCUGUCCGUUUGAUGGGAUUGAAUAA